AACACUGUAAGUGCGUGUGAGCUGAACCGAGUUCGUGUGUGAGAUGUUCGGAUCUCUCCUCCUUCACACUUCCUUAAACAAGCGCCCGCACUCUCCUUUCUCCGAGGUCGCAGAUCCUCUUGUCCGUGUGUGUGUCGUAGACUCAUGUCGUGUCUGAGGACUGUCUCAAAAGUGUGUAUGCUGAGGGGCUGAACUCAAGCCCCCAGUGACCAUAGAGGGAGGCUGUUUAUUCCCCCAGAGACCCCAAUGCAGAUGGUGAGUGCAGUGAGGGGAAAAGUUUAUGACAGCUCUUCUGUUUUCGCUUCACGGCUGCCCCAUGGAGCUAUCUGGUUUCUCGGAUGCAGCCAUACAGACUUUUUGCCGGGCUGUUUGACUCUAAUGUACUUGCAUCGGACAGAGUCACGUUCCGGAUUGAUUUUUGGAUCACGUUGAAUCCUGCACCGGUCUCGAGUCACGUACUGGAUUUGUUUAGGGUUUUAUUGGAUUUUUGUUCCUGCGCAUUUCUGUGGACGUUCACUGGAUAGCCGUUUUAAAGACAGGUCUGUGCGCUUGAUCAUGGAAGAGCAGGCUAGCAGCGCGGGCAGCAGUCCUCAGCACGGCCGCGGAUCAGCCAAGCUGGAGGUCCUCCGCUGCGGGUGGCUCCGGAAACAAGGAGGCUUCGUCAAGACCUGGCACACACGUUGGUUCGUCCUCCGAGGAGAUCAGCUCUAUUACUACAAGGAUGAGGAUGAGACCAAAGCUCUGGGCACCAUUUUCCUACCUGGCAACAGAGUCACUGAACAUCCCAGCAAUGGAGAGGAAGGUGGAAAGUUCCUUUUUGAAGUCAUCCCAGGGGGCGACAGGGAGCGAAUGACAUCCAAUCAUGAGACAUAUCUGCUUAUGGCCAGCACACAAAAUGACAUGGAGGAUUGGGUGAAGAGCAUCCGCAGGGUGAUAUGGGCUCCGUUUGGAGGAGGGAUCUUUGGACAGAAGUUAGAAGAGACAGUUCGAUAUGAGCGUCGUUAUGGCAACAAGAUGGCACCCAUGCUGGUGGAGCAGUGUGUGGACUUCAUCCGCAACUGGGGUUUACGUGAAGAAGGCCUGUUUCGUCUGCCAGGACAAGCCAACCUUGUCAAAGAGCUCCAGGACGCUUUCGACUGUGGAGAGAAGCCAUCUUUUGACUGUAACACAGACGUUCACACCGUGGCAUCCUUGUUGAAGCUGUAUCUGAGAGAGCUGCCAGAGCCCGUCAUCCCGUUCUCCAAAUAUGAAGAGUUUCUGGCCUGCACCAAACUCCUCAGUAAAGACCAGGAAGCGGGAAUGAAGGAAUUAAGAAGACAAGUAGAAGCUUUACCUGUGGUGAACUACAAUCUGCUUAAAUACAUAUGCAAGUUUUUGGAUGAAGUUCAAUCCUACUCAGGUGUGAAUAAAAUGAGUGUACAGAAUCUGGCUACAGUCUUUGGGCCUAAUAUUCUGAGGCCAAAGGUUGAGGACCCAGUGACUAUAAUGGAAGGAACAGUGCUGGUCCAGCAGCUGAUGGCUGUUCUGAUUGGUCAACAUGACGUUCUUUUCCCUGCCGAAGAGGAGCACUCUAGCACCCUGGAAUUGGUCAAUAAUAACAAUAAUGAGACCCAGAAACAGCCUACCAAUGGCCAGCUUCAAAACAAAGAGAACAAUAACACCACCGGGGCACGACAGUGCACUUGGGAUGCCCCCGAAUCACCCAACCGCACUCCUCUGGACAAUGGCUCACCCCGUUCGGGAAGCCCACGUAAUGGUUUUACAGGACAGAAAUUCGAGGUGACCCGCAGUCCACCAUUAGCGGUAAAAAAGAAUCCAGCUUUCAGCAAAGGUAGCGGGAUUGUCACCAAUGGAUCAUUCAGCUCCUCUUCAUCAUCCUCCGGUGACGCCAGUCAAGACAAAACCCAGACUCUACCCAAUAUGGGAACGCUCCAUGCCCGUCGUACUGGUGCGAUAAAGGGCUCAGGCACCAAAAUGGGCGUUCAAAAUGGUGUGGUCAGGAUGGGUGUAUCCAGCACGGAUGUAACUAAUGGGACUAUAAAUGCGAGAAAUGGACUCUGGGUUCCUAAUGGUCACGUCACAAUGCGCGAUGGGAAAAGUCGAGAACCUGAGCACCAGCAAAACCGCCUGUCCACUUACGACAACGUACAAAUCCACCAACAACAGAUGACGCAGCCUAGCCUGAGCAGCAGCUGUGAGGACAAGCAAAGCGUUGAUAGCGCCACAUGGUCCACUUCCUCUUGCGAAAUUUCCCUGCCAGAAAACUCAACCUCAUGUCGCUCCUCUACGACCACAUGCCCGGAGCAGGACUUCUUCGGCAGCAACUUUGAGGACCCUUUGCUGGACGGGCCGGUGCAGGAGGAGAACAGACUGGCGCUGGAGGACAGGGAGCAGCGGACCAGUAAUGGAGGAGGCAGGGGAAGCAGAGGAACCAGCAACAGCAGCGAGAACAGCGAUACGUUUCCUGUCACCAAUGGACCGACCAAUCACAGCGCACUGCACAGCCUGGUUUCCAGUCUUAAACAGGAAAUGCUCAAGCAGAAGAAUGAAUAUGAGGCCAGGAUCAAGAGUCUUGAACAUCGCAAUCUGGAGCUGGAGGCGGUGAUGGCGAAUCUGCACGAAGAGCUGGACCAGGAAAAGAAGAAAUACACCAUGGUGGAAAUCAAGCUGAGGAACGCCGAGCGAGCCAAAGAUGACGCGGAGAAGAGAAACGAGAUGUUGCAGAAAGAGAUGGAGCAGUUCUUCUCCACCUUCGGAGACCUGACCGCAGACCCACGACGACCUGACCGAGCAAACACCAUCUGGAUUCAGUGAGGCCUGUUUUUAAAGUUAUCUUGUUACAUAAUGUUGGUCAUAUUUGAACAGGACACUUUAUUAAGCUUCAGCCUCUCCUCAGCAUGGCACGUUUGGUGCCACACAGCUGAGUGAAGCCCAUUGAGCCAAAUUGUCAGCUGAAUGUGGACCAGUUUUUGGAUUGAACCCGUUUAUGAAGAGAGACGAUGGAUGAUGAGGUGAGGAGAGCGUUAAAAUGAACCAUUAGAUGAUGGCAAAUUCUCGAAGGACGUCAGGAACACGAAUGUCACUCGUAUUUCUUCUUGUGAUCUAACCAAAUGUGUCCUUGAGCUGUCGCAUUUGUUCUCGUGUACAUAAAAAAAUGCGAAAAUUCCAUGAUGUCUGUAUAAAUGCUAAUUCAUGUUCAAUGGACGUACUGAUAUUUAAAGCGGAGAAUUCUCCAUGUGUUACAUAUAGGUUUUAUAUCAAGGCUUUUCCUUGCACUUAAAGCGUUAUGAGUUGCUAUGCUGUUUUCUGGUAUGGUACGACGAAGUAUGAAAUGUGGCCAACGUUGGAAUAUCGUUCUGUCUGAUCGGUUUUGUUUUGCGUAAGUUAUCAUGGGAAAUAUUCAUCAGUAUACAAAUAGGAUGUCUUUUAACUUCACUGUAACAGAUUUUAUGGAAGCGUCUUGCCUUAAAAUGGUAAUUAUUAAAUACAUUUCAGACUUUUCUCUGAAUUGCAGGUUUAUAUCUCACAAUUGCACGUCGUAAACAUCACAACUCUAAGAAAAAAGGCUUUUAUGUUGGGUAAAGUUUUAAACAAUUUGCUAAGUCAGAAUUGUGAAACACAAACUUAGAAUAGUGAAAGUGUCAAAGUUCUGAAGAAAAGUCUAAAUUGCGAAAA
Danio rerio (zebrafish) is the source of this 3675-nucleotide messenger RNA. Lineage: Eukaryota; Metazoa; Chordata; Actinopteri; Cypriniformes; Danionidae. The record is from RefSeq and is a predicted model, not a curated record.